Zymoseptoria tritici IPO323 is the source of this 4789-nucleotide messenger RNA. RefSeq names its product aminophospholipid-translocating P4-type ATPase. Bases 1 to 4632 code for a protein of 1543 amino acids. The record is from RefSeq and is a predicted model, not a curated record. Gene Ontology annotation, molecular function: ATP binding; ATPase-coupled intramembrane lipid carrier activity; magnesium ion binding. NCBI's taxonomy places the organism in Eukaryota, Fungi, Ascomycota, Dothideomycetes, Mycosphaerellales, Mycosphaerellaceae. Gene Ontology annotation, biological process: phospholipid translocation. The transcript has 4 exons. Gene Ontology annotation, cellular component: plasma membrane.
AUGGCCAUCACAUACGAUGAUGACGCGCCGCCCUCGUCGACUCCCGCGGGCGCCGAGCAAAGUCAACCUCUCAAUCGCAUGAGAUGGGCCACCGUACGGAAACCCGGGCGAAAGGGCACAAUCAAGAGAAGGUCCAUCUUUAACCGGCACGCCGCGCGAUUGAGUCUCAGCAGGCAAUCCAAAGACACCGCCACGCCCGAGGCGGAAGACAUUGCAGAGGGAAAGCCACCAGAAGGCCAAACACAACGGACGAUAUAUGUUAAUCAGCCAUUACCCGAGUCCGCACGAGAUGAACACGGAGCACCUCUACAGACAUUCAAGAGGAACAAGAUCAGAACCGCCAAGUAUACAGCCAUCAGUUUCCUCCCCAAGAACUUGUGGUUCCAGCUCCACAACAUUGCCAAUGUCUACUUUAUCUUCAUCGUCGUCCUCGGUAUCUUUUCCAUUUUCGGAGUUGUAAAUCCUGGCCUGUCCGCCGUACCCAUUAUUGUCAUUCUCACCAUCACUGCGAUUAAAGACGCGGUAGAAGAUUGGCGGCGAACUGUUCUCGAUAACGAGCUGAAUAAUGCGCCCGUCCAUCGAUUGGUAGACUGGAACAAUGUCAACGUCUCGGAUGAGAAGAUUGGCUGGUGGCGAAGGUUCAAGAAGGCCACCACCAGAGGUAUCAUCUCAUCGUGGAGGUUUUGGAAAAGUCGCAAGAAUGCGAUGAAGGGAAAGACGAAGGGCCAGGCAUACAAGGAGCCCAAACUGGAUGCAAAGACGGAGGAGCAGGACGAUCGCCGGAUGAGCACGCUCACCACUCGUCUGGAUGAAGAGGAGCGCGCACACGAGUACCGAGAUGGGGAUGUGGAGCUGACGCCCGUGCCGUCUCCGGGACACCGAAACAAGGAGACAUACGAUAAACCAGUGGAGGGAUUCUUCCAAGAUGGAGAUCAUGGACACCAGCCAGACACAUUGCAUGUUCCCAAGCAGGACGCGGACGGCAAACUCGUUCAGCUUCCAGUACCCAAGAGAAAUUACGGCAGCCUGAUCAACCCAAACAAGGAGCGGGAAGAGACGGCUCGGUUCAAGAAAGAAUUCUGGAAGGAUGUACGCGUGGGCGACUUUGUCCGUCUUUACAACGAUGAGGAGAUUCCUGCAGAUAUCAUCGUUCUCGCCACUAGCGAUAGCGACGGCGCCUGCUACAUCGAGACGAAGAACUUGGACGGGGAGACUAAUCUGAAGGUCCGAACUGCACUCUAUUCUGGCCGGCAGAUCAAGCGAGCUAGGGACUGCGAACAGGCCGAUUUUGUCAUCGAAAGCGAACCACCUCAUGCUAACCUCUACGCCUACUCCGGUGUGGUGCGAUGGAACCAGUACGAUACGAAGGACUCAUCAGCUCCUCCAAAAGAGAUGGCCGAGCCUGUGGGCAUCAACAACUUGCUCCUCCGUGGGUGCACGGUUCGCAACACCGAAUGGGUUUUGGGCGUGGUCGCGUUCACUGGUGAGGACACCAAAAUCAUGCUCAACUCUGGAAUUACCCCUUCGAAACGACCAAAGAUCAUGCGUGAUCUGAAUUGGAACGUGCUGUACAACUUCAUCAUCCUCUUCGUCAUGUGUCUGGUCGCAGGCGUCGUCAACGGCUACUACUGGGGAAAGGGAGGCGAAUCGCUGGAUUAUUUCGACUUUGGCUCCUACGGCUCAACCCCUGGACUCAACGGAUUCAUCACAUUCUGGGCGGCGAUCAUUUUGUUCCAGAACUUGGUGCCCAUCUCCCUCUACAUCUCGCUCGAAAUCGUGCGUAGCACGCAGGCAUUUUUCAUCUAUUCCGACACGUACAUGUACUACGAGAAGCUGGACUACCCGUGUACGCCCAAGUCGUGGAACAUUUCCGACGAUCUGGGACAGAUUGAGUACAUCUUUUCCGACAAGACGGGUACCCUUACACAGAACGUCAUGGAGUACAAGAAGUGCACGAUCAACGGACAUCCAUAUGGAGAGGCGUACACUGAGGCGUUGGCUGGUAUGCAGAAGCGUAUGGGUAUCAAUGUUGAGGAAGAAGGCGCCAAAGCAAAGAUGCAGAUUGCACAAGAUCGUGUCGUCAUGUUGGAGCGCAUUCGCAAGAUCCACGACAAUCCGUACCUCCGCGACGACGAUCUUACAUUUGUCUCACCCCAAUUUGUAGCGGACCUGGACGGCGAAAGUGGUGCAGAACAGAAGGCGGCCACAGAACAGUUCAUGCUUGCUCUCGCGUUAUGCCACAGCGUCAUCACGGAAAGGACACCCGGCGACCCACCUCGGAUCGAGUUCAAAGCGCAGAGUCCGGAUGAGGCAGCACUCGUCGCGACCGCCAGAGAUGUCGGCUUCACCGUUAUCGGACGUUCGAACGAUGGCAUUAUCGUCAACUACCUCGGCGAGGAGCGCGAAUACACCGUCCUCAACACGCUCGAGUUCAACUCGACGAGAAAGCGGAUGAGUUCCAUCCUUCGCAUGCCGGAUGGUAAAAUCAUGCUGUACUGCAAGGGUGCUGAUAGUAUCAUCUACUCUCGUCUGCGGAAGGGUGAGCAAGCGGAGUUGCGAAAAACGACCGCCGAACAUCUUGAGAUGUUCGCCAGAGAAGGACUUCGCACGCUGUGUAUCGCGCAAAGAGAGCUGGGUGAAGAAGAGUACCAGAGGUGGAACGUCGAUCACGAACUCGCUGCUGCUGCGGUGCAGGAUCGUGAAGACAAGCUCGAAGAGGUCGCCGACCGCAUCGAGCGCGAGUUGACUCUGAUUGGAGGCACUGCCAUCGAGGACAGAUUACAAGACGGCGUGCCAGACGCCAUAGCUUUGCUCGCGCAAGCCGGUAUCAAAUUGUGGGUGCUGACCGGUGACAAGGUCGAGACUGCCAUCAACAUCGGUUUCUCCUGCAAUCUGCUGGACAACGACAUGGACUUGAUCGUGCUGAAAGUCGACGACGACGAUCAUCGUGCGGCGGAGAUUGAGCUUGACAAACAUCUCGAGGUGUUUGGCAAGACCGGCUCGGAUGCUGAACUCAAAGCAGCGAAGAAGAACCAUGAACCUCCUGCACCGACUCACGCGCUUGUCAUCGAUGGAGACACGCUCAAGGUUGUGCUUCAUGAUGAUCUCCGACAAAAAUUCCUGCUGCUGUGCAAAGAGUGCAGAUCGGUGCUUUGCUGUCGUGUCAGUCCAUCGCAGAAGGCUGCCGUGGUGAAUCUCGUCAAGCGCACGCUCGAGGUCAUGACAUUGUCGAUUGGUGAUGGUGCCAACGAUGUUGCCAUGAUUCAAGAGGCAGAUGUCGGCGUGGGUAUUGCCGGUGAAGAAGGACGACAGGCUGUGAUGAGUUCGGACUAUGCUAUUGGCCAGUUUCGAUACUUGACAAGGUUGUUGCUGGUCCACGGACGAUGGGACUACAAGAGAAUGGGAGAGUGUGUCGCCAAUUUCUUUUACAAGAACAUCAUCUGGGUGUUUGCCCUCUUCUGGUACCAGAUCUUCGCCAACUUCGACGGCUCAUACGCCUUCGACUACACAUACAUUCUGCUCUUCAACUUGGCCUUCACGUCCCUGCCAGUCAUCUUCCAGGGCAUUCUCGAUCAAGACGUCGACGACAAAGUCUCACUCGCCGUUCCUCAAUUGUACCGCCGUGGCAUCGAACAGAAAGAAUGGACACAAACCAAAUUCUGGAUCUACAUGAUCGACGGUCUCUACCAAUCUGUCAUCUGUUUCUUCUUCACCUACCUCCAAUUCCACCUGGCGACUUUCAACACCGAAUCCGGACGCAAUGUCAAUGACUACAAACGACUGGGAGUCUACAUCGUCAAUCCCAUUGUCGUUGUCGUCAAUGUCUACAUCCUCAUGAACACCCUUCGCUGGGAUUGGUUCAUGUGUCUCAUCACCGCCAUCUCCAUUCUCCUCAUCUGGUUCUGGACCGGCGUGUAUACGUCCUUCACUGCAGGCUUCACCUUCUACCAUGCCGCGAGCGAAGUUUACGGCGCGCUCUCCUUCUGGGCAGUGUGUCUCCUGACCAUCAUCGUCUGCCUCCUUCCGCGCUUUGCCGCGAAGGCCUACCAGAAAAUGUACCACCCAUACGACAUCGAUAUCAUCCGCGAACAAGUUCGGCAAGGAAAAUUCGACUACCUCAAAGACAUUGAUGCCAACACCACUUCUCCAGCAGCCUUCGCCAACGCCAGUAAGUUCGUCAACGACACGGCAUCCUCCUCCGACUCCUCCCAUCCGGGCAUGAAAGAGCGAAAGAACGCCAACGAUCCAUCCGGCCGCAACACCUUCGAUGAAGACAUGCGUCCCAUCUACCCGCCUUCCAUAGCCGCCACCGCCGCCACUCGCAACCCUCGCUCUCACAACGGCUCCGACGGCACAGACUACACCGGUCACGGCCGCAACUCCUCCCUCGACCGCGCCUUCCCACCCGUCUACUCGCAGACCGAAGCAGAGUAUGAAUUCCGAAGACCGCAAAGGCCGAGUUUCGAUCGCUUGCGGAGUAGUAUGGACCGCACGAGGAGUUCGUUUGAGCAGAGUCGGGAUUUCACGAGCGCGGCGUAUCUUGCGCGGGUAGAGAGCAGUCAUAGUGGGGUGAGUGAGGGGAGGAGUCAGGAACGGAGGAGUCAAGAUAGGAGGAGGAAUGAAGGGCGAUGAUGAUGAGAUGGGAAUAGAGGAUACCCCUUUUUUGUUCUCUGGCGUUUGAGGGAGCGGAAUUUUGAGAAUUAAGUUGGGUGAGGGGUAUUGUUAGCUUUUUGUCCGCUCUUUGGAGAUAGAUUCCUUUUUCUAUUUUUAUGAAAUGCUUUGAUCGGUC